AUGACUACUUGCUAUUGUGGCCUAAUCAUCCUUGCCAUUGUUUGCAUUGUGGCCCUUUUCUUGAAUUACACAAUACUUCCCAUGUUGGACAAUGAAUUCAAGUGGAUUAGAAGAGAAUCAAGAUUAUUGAAAGCUUUUGUAAAAGAUGUAGUACAACUUCUGCAUUUAGAGGUUCAGAUUGACAGCGAACGGAGAACAGAUUAUGCAAAUAGAUUGCCUCCAGAUGUCUAUUCUUGGAUACAAAACUUGAUGCUCCGGAAGGACAUUCAGUGGAUCAAUGCUGGCUUUUCUGGCCUUUACCAAGGAAAGGAGACAUACGGUUUCAAAUUUAUCAGAAGACGACAGCAGAGUCUCCAAUCUCAGAAUAACCCUGUCCCCAUAGAUGACACGAUAUCUGCUGUAAACAAGAUCCAACGUCAUCUCAAUCAGGAACAAGAUAUACUUAUAGACGUAUAUCUUGAAGUCAAGGCAUUAUUGAACCAGUUGAAGGACUUAUGUAAACUUUUUGAAGAUCCAAAAGCAACUGAAGGUGUAAAUUAUUCAAGAAUGGCUUGCUUGGAAAAAAUGAGAUGCAUCUCUCUUGAUGCAGAGGAUUCCAUAACUAUAUAUAUAAAUUCAGCCAAAGGCAGGGAGAAUCAUCUAGACAACACAGGACAUGGGUCAAAGCUCUGCAUGGAAAUCAAGCGAAUCAAACAUACUAUCAAUCUUCUGAAUGGAAGUACCAAGGUAUACCACAUUGAACUAAGACAAAAGUCUAGAUCAAGCAUCGGCUUUGAAGAAGACACACAUGAAUCAGUCUCACGACUAACCAACAAUGAGGACAUCUCUGUUGAUUCCAUUGUAGGGAUGCAGGGCAUAGAGUCCAAUGAUGUCAACACACUUCUAGAAGAUGUGGGAAUCCAGGUCCUAAAGAUUAGUGAAUUACAGGAGGAACCAGAUGGAAAGGAUUUCUGGAUCAACAAAAUGAACAAGUUCUUGAAGGAAAGAAAGUUCCUUCUUGUUCUGGACAUCUUGACAAAGGAAGCCUGGGAUACUCUAAAAGAAGCAUUCCCGAAAACCACAAAUGGAAGUAAAAUUUUGCUGACCGCACACAGCAGGACUGUAGCUUCACAUGCUAAUCAAGAUAACACACCCUACCAACUUCGACUUCGAACCAAAGAAGAGAGCUGGCGGUUGUUUAUCCAGAGGGCACAGGUUCCACCUGAUAAUCUGUCACCGUCACACACAGAAGCACUAAAGGAAGUAGUGGAAAGAUGUGGGGGCUUACCCCAAGCCAUUGAAUAUCUUGUGGAUAAAUUUUCAGGAAAAGAUGUGACUGCUCUGGAUUUGAGAAGGGUGCCUAUCAAUGAUCAUUUCCAAAACGGAUGGUCCAAAACCUUGGAGAAUGAAGAUUUGAGUGAAGAUUUGAAGAAAUGUUUUUCUUACUUCAGACUCUUUCCUUGCAACUUUGAAAUUCCUACAAGGAGACUAAUUGCUUUGUGGUUGCAUAAGGUACAAAAAAAGAUUAAUGGGAAAGUAAAGACAUGUCGCUUGCCAAAUGCUUUGCUAGAGCUCUGCCUGUCCAAAUGUUUGAGUUCAGAUCGGCAACUUGCUGAUCAUUUUAACAAAAAUGACGCCAGUUUUGCUCAUAUUCAUGGUAACAACACAACAUCGGCUGAUCUGCAAGGUUAUAAAAGGCAUGUUUCCUUCCUGUCCUUUGACACACGGGAGGGAACUAAGCCUGGAGAAGACAUCGAGAACUUCCUUCGCAAGGCCAUUUCAAGUGGAUGCUUCAAAGUUUUAAAGGUUCUUGAUCUUGAACGUGUAUUCAGACCGCAACUACCCAAUGCCAUAGGAAACUUGAUUGAACUGAAGUAUCUUGGCUUAAGGUGGACUUACCUCGAGAUGAUCCCAUCAUCCAUAGGUAACUUGCGGAAGCUUCAAACUCUAGAUGUGAAGGAUACUUAUCUCCACACUCUCCCUUCUUCAAUAUGGAAACUGAAAGAACUUCGUCAUCUGAAGGAUGGGCUGGAGAAGUGGACAAACCUUCGGAAAUUGGGACUGGCACUUCAAUUACCAUCACAACAGCAAAGGGCAUUGGCAAAGUGUGUAGUGAAACUGAACAACCUUGAAUGUUUGAGUUUGAGAUCUAUUGAUGAAAUGAGCAAACCUCAGGUUCUAUACUUGGAGUCUUUGUCAGGUAUGGAAAAUCUCACCAGCCUCUAUCUAUUUGGAAAGCUAGAGAUUCCAUCCAUCAUAUCUGAGUUUCCACAAAGUCUCUCAGACCUUACCUUGUCUGCCUCUGGGCUUAAGAAUGACCCGAUGCCAGCUUUAGAUAAACUCCCCAAUCUCAAAUCACUCUGUUUCUACUCUGGUUCUUAUGAAAGAAGAGAGAUGGUCUGCUCCCGAGGGAGAUUUACCAAGCUUCUAGUUCUGAAACUUUGGAAACUAGAGAUGAUAGAAGAGCUGCAGGUGGAGGAAGGAGCAAUGCAAAAUUUGAGGGAGUUGGAUAUCAGGUCUUGCAAGGAGUUGAAGUUUCCCACUGGGUUAAAGCACCUAAAGAAUUUACGUGAAUUGAAUUCAUGGGGUAUGCCCGAGGAAUUCACAACAAGAAUCGAGGAAAUAAGGGGCAAAUUUGGGAUGUCAUUGCCCAUUUCCUACCAUUACUGA
Quercus lobata is the source of this 2649-nucleotide messenger RNA. RefSeq names its product putative disease resistance protein At1g50180. The record is from RefSeq and is a predicted model, not a curated record. Gene Ontology annotation, molecular function: ADP binding. Gene Ontology annotation, biological process: defense response to other organism. Bases 1 to 2649 code for a protein of 882 amino acids. The transcript has 4 exons. Lineage: Eukaryota; Viridiplantae; Streptophyta; Magnoliopsida; Fagales; Fagaceae.